This is a messenger RNA of Equus quagga, 647 nucleotides long. RefSeq names its product tetratricopeptide repeat domain 36 (gene TTC36). NCBI's taxonomy places the organism in Eukaryota, Metazoa, Chordata, Mammalia, Perissodactyla, Equidae. Gene Ontology annotation, molecular function: protein binding. The transcript is spliced from 3 exons. The record is from RefSeq and is a predicted model, not a curated record. Bases 16 to 627 code for a protein of 203 amino acids. Gene Ontology annotation, biological process: cilium assembly.
UUAGAGUUGAGCACCAUGGGGACUCCAAAAGAUCAGGCAGUGUUGCAGGCCAUCUUCAACCCUGACACCCCAUUUGGAGACGUUAUUGGGUUGGACCUAGGAGAGGAAGCGGACAAGGAAGAAGCAGACGAAGACGGAGUUUUCCCUCGAGCACAGCUGGAGCAGUCCAAGGCCCUGGAGCUGCAGGGGGUGAAGGCAGCAGAGGCCGGCGACCUCAAGACAGCCCUGGAGAGGUUUGGCCAAGCCAUCAACCUACUGCCUCAGAGGGCCUCAGCCUACAACAACCGAGCGCAGGCCCUGCGACUCCAGGGAGACGUGGCAGGUGCCCUGGAGGACCUGGAGCGCGCCCUGGAGCUGAGCCGAGGCCGGGGCCGCGCCGCCCGCCAGAGUUUCGUGCAGCGCGGGCUCUUGGCGCGGCUGCAGGGCCGAAACGACGACGCCCGCAGGGACUUCGAGCAGGCGGCGCUGCUGGGCAGCCCCUUCGCGCGGCGCCAGCUGGUGCUGCUCAACCCCUACGCCGCGCUGUGCAACCGCAUGCUGGCCGACAUGAUGGGGCAGCUGCGCCGCCCCGGCCCCGGCGCUGCGCCGGCCCGCGGGCGAGGGGAGGGGUGGGCCGCGCCCCAAUAAAGCCGCCUGGCUCUCACCGA